Messenger RNA from Macrobrachium nipponense, 555 nucleotides. RefSeq lists its product as uncharacterized. The record is from RefSeq and is a predicted model, not a curated record. Bases 1 to 555 code for a protein of 184 amino acids. The transcript has 3 exons. Lineage: Eukaryota; Metazoa; Arthropoda; Malacostraca; Decapoda; Palaemonidae.
AUGUCUAUUGAACUUGGACACGGCUAUAUCAUGUCUAUUGAACUUGGACCCGGCUAUGUCAUGUCUAUUGAACUUGGACGUGGCUAUGUCAUGUCUAUUGAUCUUGGACACGGCUAUGUCAUAUCUAUUGAACUUGUACGUGGCUAUAUCAUGUCUAUUGAACUUGGACACGGCUAUAUCAUGUCUAUUGAACUUGGACACGGCUAUGUCAUGUCUAUUGAACUUGGACACGGCUAUGUCAUGUCUAUUGAACUUGGACACGGCUAUGUCAUAUCUAUUGAACUUGUACGAAGAAAUGAAAAAGAUAUCAUGUCUAUUGAACUUGGACACGGCUAUAUCACGUCUAUUGAACUUGGACACGGCUAUAUCAUGUCUAUUGAACUUGGACACGGCUAUGUCAUGUCUAUUGAACUUACCGGUCAUGUCAUUGAACUUGGCGGCUAUGUAUGUAUUGAACUUGGACACGGCUAUGUCAUGUCUAUUGAACUUGGACACGGCUAUGUCUUGUCUAUUGAACUAGGAGGAGGCCAGAGAAGGAUAAUUAAAAGUAUUUAG